CCGUAACUCUUCUUAAUUUCAUAAACUUUCAUUCAGUAAACAUGAACUUCUUCUUUGUUUGGACGGUCUUCGUAGUGCUGGUGGCCGGGACUCAGGUGGAGAGCUCCGGGGUACCGGGGCUGAAGGUGUUCCCGGAGGUUGACUCCUCGUGUGCAGCAGCGGUGAGAGCCGCUAUCGAAGAAUACCGUGUUCUUUACGAGGGACAACUUAAAGAACCACCGAAGAUGACUGAUCCAAUGAUGACCAGCUCAGGAAUAGCCUUUAACGACACCAUUAAGACGAUAGAAAGGAAAGUCUUUAAUAAUACCGAUGAAACGGGGCAAGAAACCGGAAAAAAGACAGUUGUUGAGAAGACGACAGAAAUUGACGUAAAACCCAACGGAACUGUAUCAAAGACUUCGGAAACCACGAUUGAUGUAGAUGAGGACGGUAAACAACUGGGUGAAAAAUCUGUGACCGAGAGUGAAACAGUGAAAACCGAAUCAAAACGAACAGAGCAAAGAAAAGAGAUUGUGCCCAGCAAUAUAACGAAUGAAGUUGUUGUGAAAGAGAAGGAAGAACUUCUACCUUCACAGGAUAGUACGAAAGUGACAUCUGUGGAGGAGAUGAAUGUUACAGAGAAGGAUGAUGGACUUCAUGAGGCAGAACGAACAGAGCAAAGAAAGGAGAUUCUGCCCAGCAAUAUAACGAAUGAUGUUGUUGUGAAAGAGAAAGAAGAUCUUCUACCUUCACAGGAAAGCACGAAAGUGACAUCUGUGGAGGAGAGGAAUGUUACAGAGAAGGAUGAUGGACUUCAGAAGGCAGAACGAACAGAGCAAAGAAAUGAGAUUCUGCCCAGCAAUAUAAGGAAUGAAAUUGUUGUGAAAGAGAAAGAAGAACUUCUACCUUCACAGGAAAGCACGAAAGUGACAUCUGUGGAGAAGAAGAAUAUUACAGAGAAGAGUGAUGGAAAAGAUGUCGAGAAAGAAACUGUAAUUAAAAAAGAAGUCGAAAAGAAUGUGUGUAAUAGCGACAUCAAAGAGGCUCGUAACGAAAAACAUCUUAAUGAAACAAUUGAUGACUUGAAACACCAAGUUGAUGACGUGAAAAACAAGAUGAAGGAAGAAAAAGCAAAGGCUGAAGAAACAAAUACUACGCCUAUCACUCAGGACGGUAAAGUCGUUGAAAAGACAGUCCCUGCUGUGACGCCGGCGAAGGUUGUUAGAAAGGAUGUGCCCUCGGUGGGAGAAGGAAAAGACUCCGUUGUGACUCGAGCUGUUAAACCCGUUACCCUUUCGGUGGUAGCAGAAAAGGUCCCCGUUGUGACAAAUCAGACCGUUGCUGAAAAGAUUCCCUCUACGGUGACGGAAGGAAAAGUCCACGUUGUUAAAGAAGAGAAAGUUUUUGAAAAGGUUGUGCCCUCGGUGACGGAAGAAAAACUCCCCGUUGUGACAAAGGAGAAGGUUGUUGAGCAGGCUGCCCCUUCGGUGACACAGGAGAUCGUAAGUGUCUCUAAGGAGCAAGCAGAACUUCCUCUCGCGGCAGAGGAGAAGAAGGUUAUUGAAAUGAUUAUCCCCUCGGUGACAGAAGGAAAAGUUCCGGUAUUCCUUCAACAGGAGGUUGUUGAAAAAGUUGCCCCUUCGACGACAGAAGAAAAAGUUCCUGUUGUGACACAAGAAAGGGUUAUUGAGCAGAAUGCCCCACAAGAAAGGGUUAUUGAACAGUCUGUCCCACAAGAAAGGGUUAUUGAACAGAAUGUCCCACAAGAAAGGGUUAUUGAACAGAAUGCCCCACAAGAAAGGGUUAUUGAACAGAAUGUCCCACAAGAAAGGGUUAUUGAACAGAAUGUCCCACAAGAAAGGGUUAUUGAACAGAAUGCCCCACAAGAAAGGGUUAUUGAACAGAAUGUCCCACAAGAAAGGGUUAUUGAACAGAAUGCCCCACAAGAAAGGGUUAUUGAACAGAAUGCCCCACAAGAAAGGGUUAUUGAAAGGGUUGCCCCACAAGAAAGGGAUUUUGAACAGAAUGCCCCACAAGAAAGGGUUACUGAACAGAAUGUUCCACAAGAAAGGGUUAUUGAAAGGGUUGCCCCACAAGAAAGGGCUAUUGAACAGGCUGCCCCUACGGCGACAGAAGGAAAAGUUCCUGUUGUGAUAAAAAAGAAGGGUACUGAACAGGCUGCCCCUUCGGUUACAGAAGAGAUUGUCACUGUUUCUAAAGAGAAAGAAGAAGUCCCUGUUGUAACAGAGGAAAAGGUUCCCGCUGUGAGAAAUGAGACAGUUAUUGAAAAGAUUACUCCUUCCGUAACAGAAGAAAAAGUUGUCAAUCAACGGAAGGUUGUUUCUUACGAAGAUGCUACAGAAAAUCAGGAAAAUCAAGUUACUGGAGAUGAAGAAACGGACAAAACUGAAUUGAAGUUUAUCAUCACCAUACAAGAGAGAAUAGUCCGUGAACGGACAGUCUCGAUCAUACCCGUGAUGGACAAGGACGCCAACACAAGAAGGAAUGGAAAAGUGGCGAAGAAACAACUGAAAAGAAUAAUGAAGAAGGUGGCCCGCGCCGUACGGGAAGAAUUAAGCAAGGAACACAAGGCAGCGGGGUAGAGACAGUAGCAGGAGAAGCUGUAACCAGUGUGAGGGAACAGGCUGCCACUCUCCACCAAACCGACAGCCACCACCACCAAAAUGUCCCCUCAACACCCAGCUGCUUGCGAUGGGAUCCCUAAGAAAGUGUUCCAUAUUUUCUUGUCUUUUCUUAUCUAUCUAUCUUAC
Eriocheir sinensis (Chinese mitten crab) is the source of this 2750-nucleotide messenger RNA. RefSeq names its product titin-like. The record is from RefSeq and is a predicted model, not a curated record. NCBI's taxonomy places the organism in Eukaryota, Metazoa, Arthropoda, Malacostraca, Decapoda, Varunidae. The transcript has 2 exons. Bases 42 to 2582 code for a protein of 846 amino acids.